This is a messenger RNA of Columba livia (rock pigeon), 1967 nucleotides long. RefSeq names its product solute carrier family 22 member 6-like. Bases 1 to 1767 code for a protein of 588 amino acids. Gene Ontology annotation, biological process: transmembrane transport. NCBI's taxonomy places the organism in Eukaryota, Metazoa, Chordata, Aves, Columbiformes, Columbidae. The transcript is spliced from 11 exons. Gene Ontology annotation, molecular function: transmembrane transporter activity. The record is from RefSeq and is a predicted model, not a curated record. Gene Ontology annotation, cellular component: membrane.
AUGGGGGUGGGGCCAAGGAAGGGGGCGGGGCCAGGGCCAAGAGGAACAAGGGAGCAGCCAGAGCCGGGACUGGGAGACACUGGGAGGAACCGGAGCCGUAACCAGCUGUCCUCCCCUCCCCCAGCUGACCUUGACCUCGCCAUGACCUUUGCGGAGCUGCUGGCGCGGCUGGGGGGGAUGGGCCGCUUCCAGGUGUGGUACGUGGCCUCGCUGGCGGUGCCGCUGCUCAUGCUGGCCAGUCACAACGUGCUGCAGAACUUCACCGCGGGCGUCCCCGAGCACCACUGCCGGCCCCGCGCCGCGGCCAACGGCAGCGCCGCCGACGUCCCGCUCGUCGUCGCCAUCCCCCACGACGGCCACCAGCGGCCCCAGCGCUGCCGGCGCUUCGUGGAGCACCAGUGGGGCCUCCUGGGCGCCAACGGCACCAACGGCACGGGCGGCAGCGCCGCCACCGAGCCCUGUCGCGACGGGUGGACCUAUCGUGAUGGCAUCUUCACCCGCACCGUCGUCACCGAGUGGGACCUGGUGUGCGAGGCCAAGGCGCUGCGGGACGUGGCCCAGUCCAUCUACAUGGCGGGGGUCCUGCUGGGGUCCAUCCUCUUCGGGGUCCUGUCCGACAGGUGGGGGCGCCGGCUGGUGCUGAGCUGCUGUUACCUGCAGCUGGGGGCGUCGGGGACGGUGACGUCGGUGGCUCCCACCUUUGUCACCUACUGUCUGUGCCGCUGCCUGGGGGGCAUGGCCAUGGCGGGGGUGUCGAUCAACUCGGCCUCGCUCUGUAUGGAGUGGAUCCCCACGGGCGCCCGCGCCGUGGUCGGCACCAUCAACGGCUACUCCUACACGCUGGGCCAGUUCGUGCUGGCCGGCAUGGCCUUUGCGUUCCCCCACUGGCGCCGGCUGCAGCUCGCCGUGUCCCUGCCCUUCUUCCUCUUCUUCCUCUACUCCUGGCUGCUGCCCGAGUCCGCGCGCUGGCAGGUGAUCUCGGGGAGGCCCGACCUGGCCCUCAAGGGGCUCCGCAAAGUCGCUCGUGUCAACGGGAGGAGGGACGAGGGUGACAAGCUCAGCCCAGAGGUGCUGCAGGCCCUGGGGGUCCCGGGGGGUUCCGGGGGGGGCGUGGCCACCCUGAUCCGCAGCCCCGGGAUCCGCAGGGUGAGCGGCGGCGUCGCCUGCGUCUGGUUCUCCACCAGCUUCGCGUACUACGGGCUGGCCAUGGACCUGCAGGGCUUCGGCGUGGACGUGUACGUGAGCCAGCUGCUCUUUGCCGCCGUGGACGUGCCGGCCAAGCUGGCGUCGGCCGUGGCCGUGAUGCGUGGGGGCCGGCGCGUGGCGCAGGCCGGCUCCUUGGCGCUGGCCGGGGGCUGCAUCCUGGCCACCAUGCUGGUGCCCAAUGAGCUGCAGGCGCUGCGCUUGACCUUGGCCGUGAUCGGGAAGGGCGCCCUGGCCGCCUCCUUCAACUGCGCCUACAUCUUCACCGGGGAGCUCUUCCCCACCGCCAUCAGGCAGACGGGGCUGGGGCUCGGCAGCACCAUGGCGCGCGUGGGCGGGAUGAUGGCGCCGCUGGUGCGCGUGGCCGGCGACGUGGCCCCCGUGCUGCCCCCCAUCAUCUACGGGGUGACCCCCGUGCUCUCGGCCCUCCUCACCCUCCUGCUGCCCGAGACGCGCAACGUGCCGCUGCCCGAGACCCUGCGCGACCUGGAGAUGCGAGCCGGUCACCCCAAGGCCGCCGACGCCGCCACCGUCACCGUCCCCCUGAGCGACACCCGGGCCUGACGGGGACGCCGGUAUCUAACGAACUUCAUCAAAACGCCGGGUUUUGUAUCAAACCCAGGGGACCCAGGCGUCCGGGACACCCCCCCGCCCCAACGAGCUUAAUGAGGAUUAAGGUCCCCAAAUCAUUACCCGGACGCCUGGGUCCUGAUCCUCCGCUCCGGCCUUUGCCCUAACGCAGCUGAUUCGGCUGAAAAAUAAAG